AUGGGCACGCCACUGUAUACUGCACUCGGCGACGCGCUGGAGUCGUUUACGGCCGCGAGCUGGGCUGCACGCGAGCCUAUGCUCGCGGGUCAUUCUGGCCCUCAGGCGCUGGUACCCCUCGAUCGCGAGCUGUUGAAGGAGCAGGUGACCCAGUUGUGGGCUACGAUCGGGAGCGGCGAGCCGUCGACGGGUAAGCGCGCGGACGUGCUGCGCUACACGCUCGAGAUGGUCGCCCGGGAUCUGGUUGUGCGGCCGGUGAUGAACCGCGAGCUCACCGAGCCCGAAGCUUCCGCACCUGACACUACAAAGUCGCGCUUCCAGACAGCUGUGCAGGACCGGCUGGACAUUGUCCUGACGCUCCUCGAGGUCGUGUUCGCUGCCAACCCCGCGCCGGCUCUCGAAACCGGCGCCCUCUUCAUCCCGCUGCUCGAGGAGUUUCCAGAACUCCUCCUCUCAUCCACUUGGCACCAGCUGUUCGAGUACGUUGAGAGUCGGGCGACGCGCUUCACGAAGGACAUGCCUGUCGCCAAGGGAAAACAGUUGAGCAUGCUGCGCCUCAUCAACUCGUUCCUGCGAAUGUUGAGUUGCACGCCCGGCGACCUCGAGCUGCGCGGCAGAGUGCAGAUGUUUGCCAGCCGCGCCAUCAGCGUGGCGGACAAGAGCGCGAUCAACCUCCGUGGCGAGUAUGCGCGCGUAUCCACCACCUGGGAAGGCGAGGAGGCUUCCUCCCCCAAGGCGGAUGGGGACGUCGAGAUGGCCGACGACAGCAAAGCGGCCUCACCGUCUCAGCCCGACUUCUAUGCUGCCCUUUGGUCCCUCCAGCCGUAUUUCGCCUAUCCGCCCAGCCUCGACGGGCCGGAAGUCGGCGGAUCUACGCCGUUCGACGAGUUCCGCACCAAGUCGGACUUUGUGCUCGCGCGCAUGUUCGAGGCGACGCGCAAGGAGCGUGUGCUUCUUGGCCGUAACCCCGAACGUGCUACUGCAGCCCGUAAGCGAUCACACGCCGAGCCCGACUACCCGCGCUACCUGACGAGCCGGAGUUUACUGGAGUACGAGGUCGCGGACCCGGCGUUCCGCCGCCAAAUCCUCAUCCAGUACUUUAUCCUCUUCCAGUUCCUGCUCAGCCUUACGAAGGACAGCGCGAAACAAACCGUCACGGGCGGCAUGCCCAAGACCUUCGUCCUCGAAGGCAGUAAUGCCGAUUGGGUCGCCGCGACAGCCCGUGUGAUCAGACAGGAGCUCAAGCAGAUGCCGGACGGAAUGGACGUGGACCGCGUAGUUGCCGAGCUCAUGAACCGCGAACGCCGAUACGCUGGCUGGAAGAACGACGGGUGCCACGAGGCCGAGUGGCACCUCACCCCCGCGUCGACGGACCUGGCACGCAGCGCGGCGGCAAAGUGGAAGCGACACUGCGGGCCCAUGCGGCACUGGAUGCAUCCCAUGGGUACGCCGGCUUUAUCGCGGAUCCAGGCGAGCAAGUAUACCGACAUGAGCGACUUUCUUGGCGACCCUGUGCGCUCCGAGACGGUGUUUACGCUCGAGGAGAAGCUGGCCGAGAUCGAGGCUGAGGAGGAGGACGACCGGGCAAUGGGCCGCGAGUCGCCAGCCGAGCUGAGAGAGCAAAAACGCAUCAUCAACUGGCUCGCACUCCGCCAAGCGCGGCGCACACACCCGCGCUUUGUCGCGUCCCUCGGCAUGGAGUAUAACCUGCACAAGCUCGUCGCGGCUAUCCGCGAAAACGAGGCCAAGGUCGCUGCCAAGCGGGCGGCCGUCGAGGCGGGCGAGGAAUCGGGUGAGGAGAAGGAUGAGGGUGGGGAAGGCGGGGAAGGCGGGGAAGGUGGAGAGAAGGACGAGAGCGACGACGAGCGGCCCAGCCCGAACAGGGACAGCUCGGGCUCGCCUCCCGAGGCCAAGACGGGGCGUGCGGCAGCGGAGGAGAAGCCUGGGAGCCCCUUCGCUGCUACGGCUGCGGAGGUAGCGAAGGCCGAGGAUCUGUCGCCGGCCAAGUCUGCCUCUCCCAAGUCGCCCAAGGCUUCAAGAACUGUGUCGCCUGCCGAACCUGAACAUGCCGAGCCUGUUGGUGACGCAGACGUCGAGAUGAAGUCGGCUUCUGAGGAGGGCGACCUGGCGCCUGCGGAGUAG
Molecule: messenger RNA, 2142 nt
Organism: Cutaneotrichosporon cavernicola
Lineage: Eukaryota; Fungi; Basidiomycota; Tremellomycetes; Trichosporonales; Trichosporonaceae
Exons: 4
Coding region: 1-2142 (713 amino acids)
Biological process (GO): mRNA export from nucleus; regulation of DNA-templated transcription elongation
Cellular component (GO): THO complex part of transcription export complex
Source: RefSeq, a predicted model, not a curated record